AUUCAAGUAAUGACGUGUCUUAAAAGCAACAGAGCCGAGGAGAGACGCAUGCAACUCGAUAUGUUUCGUAUUUGUUUAUUUUGUAACAUAUUGAGAAUUUACUGUUGAGGUUAAGUGCAGUGUGAUGCGGAGAGAUAUUUUACUGAUUGUGCUGACACUCGUUAAUGUUGGCAGUUUUCACGAAGAAAAACCAGAUACACUGCUUUGCCGUCAGUGUGGUGCUGAUGUAGGACAUUCGAAGCACAUAUUUAAUGUUUACAGCCCUUCUGGGACUGUUCUUCGUAACCAGACAUGGUUUGGUAAAAAGUUUGUUGAUGUUCACAUUUUCGAAAACCCAUUGGGUAUUAAGUUCCGCGUUGUGACGUUAGCUAAAGCUGAAUGUGUUGGAAUUAAUGAAUGGCAAAGAGAAUAUACUUGGUUUCCUGGUUAUGCAUGGAAAAAUUGUAUGUGCUCUCAUUAUGGUCACCAUUUAGGAUGGAUGUAUGAGCCUUUAGCAACUGCCAAUAACAGACAGGCAUUUCCUUCAAGUGAGGGUUUUUAUGCAUUGAUAGUGGACGAUAUCAUAUCAGAGAGCUCAUACGAAAAUAUCCUGGAUGAAAAAUCAGUUUGGAAGAAAUAGAGGGAGGAAGAGAGACCAAAAACCACCUUCUAACACUUGCAGUAAACAUGGAUGUGGACUUAGGAAUUGAUGAAAAAACAUUAUUUCCAGAGUAAGA
This is a messenger RNA of Schistocerca piceifrons (Central American locust), 716 nucleotides long. RefSeq lists its product as uncharacterized. The record is from RefSeq and is a predicted model, not a curated record. The transcript is spliced from 5 exons. Bases 125 to 619 code for a protein of 164 amino acids. Lineage: Eukaryota; Metazoa; Arthropoda; Insecta; Orthoptera; Acrididae.